Molecule: messenger RNA, 756 nt
Organism: Caenorhabditis briggsae
Lineage: Eukaryota; Metazoa; Nematoda; Chromadorea; Rhabditida; Rhabditidae
Gene: Cbr-unc-4
Product: Protein CBR-UNC-4
Exons: 6
Coding region: 1-756 (251 amino acids)
Biological process (GO): regulation of DNA-templated transcription
Molecular function (GO): sequence-specific double-stranded DNA binding; DNA-binding transcription factor activity, RNA polymerase II-specific
Source: RefSeq, a predicted model, not a curated record
AUGCUUAGCGAUUUGGAAGCCAGUGUUGAUGUCGAUACAGAACCGGUGAAAAUUAUGAAUGAUAUCUGGAAUGAUUUCUGGAAAACACAAAUUAAUUCAGUUCUUCUAAGCUGUUCCGAUGGAUCGGAGACAUCUCCAAUCCCUGAAAAUGAUAAAUCCCUUUCAUCACGUGAGCAAACAGCGUCACCAGAUGAGGAAAUGCCAAUGGAGGAAGAUGGAGGACUAAUGGAGGAUGAUACAGAUAUUGGAGAAACAUCUGCAAAGAGGAGAAGGACCAGAACUAACUUUUCGGGUUGGCAACUGGAAGAACUAGAGUCAGCAUUUGAAGCUUCUCACUAUCCAGAUGUCUUCAUGAGAGAGUCAUUGGCAAUGAGAUUGAAUUUGUUGGAGAGUCGAGUUCAGGUGUGGUUCCAAAAUCGGCGAGCAAAAUGGAGAAAGCGAGAGCAGAAUCGACAUACUGGAAGUGAUCUUAAAAAAGUGGGAGAUGGAUUGGGAGCUGAGCCAAAGCCUCUCCCAACAUUUCCCUUCUCCAUCGACAGUAUCCUGGCUGUUAGUCGUGUGCCACGUGGCAGAAGACCAAAUGCAAAGUAUCCAAGGGUUCAGGCCUGCAAAAACCUAUCCCCAUUCAUGCUCCCGUUGUUCCCCAUCACUCAGCCCGGUGGAAAUGUGAUUCGCGAGAAAUCGCCACCACCGGUGCCACAAGCAGCACCAGCCAAUCCAUUGACUACUGUAGCCGAACUUUUGAAAAGUGUAUAA